Pneumocystis murina B123 is the source of this 927-nucleotide messenger RNA. RefSeq lists its product as hypothetical. Gene Ontology annotation, cellular component: Sin3-type complex. Lineage: Eukaryota; Fungi; Ascomycota; Pneumocystomycetes; Pneumocystales; Pneumocystaceae. The transcript is spliced from 4 exons. The record is from RefSeq and is a predicted model, not a curated record. The coding region runs from base 64 to 927 and encodes 287 amino acids. Gene Ontology annotation, biological process: negative regulation of transcription by RNA polymerase II. Gene Ontology annotation, molecular function: histone deacetylase binding.
GAAAUUUUAUUGAAUUAAAAGCAUCAUUUAGUUUAUAAAGGGUUUUUAGAAUAGGGAAAACAUAUGGAUUUGCUAGCAGCAGUUUUACGUGAAAAUGAUGAAUGGUCAGAUGAUUCUACGGAACAAUUAUAUCCCUAUUCAUUAAAUAUUUCGGCUUCAGAAUCUAAAAAAGAUAAACGACGACGGUUAUUAAUUGAAAAAUUAGAUCAUAUUUCUCGUGAUUUCAUAAUGAAUAGAGAAAGUUACUUUCAUAACCAACUUUUAUCGCUUCAAAAUGAAAUGCAACAGCUUCAUGAUGGAACACAUGAGGAAUAUCUUGAUAGUCUUCGGGAUUUAGAGGAAAUCCGAGAAAAGGAAUUGAAAAGUAUUCAGCUUAUGAAAGAUUUUUUAUUAAAAAGGGCCGAGAGCGAAUUUGAACAUGAUGUGGAAUUAUUAGAAGAAGAAUUUACAAUGAGCAAGGCGACAUUAAAAUCUAGACUACUUUCACACUUAUUUUCAAGAAAACGAAGACUUCAUGAAGAUAAAGAAUUACUUGAUAUUGUAAAUGAUUCAUCUUUUGUAUUGCAUUCUCAUUCUACUACAAAUCCAUCUUUAUCACCUAUUUCAAUUACAUCUACAGACAAAAGAAAGCUUCGACACAGAAAAGGUUAUGUAAAUAAUAAAUCUGGGCUUGCUGAAGAUAUAUCUCUUUUUUCAUCCACUAUUUAUAAUUGCAAGAAAAAUUCAGAAAAUAUCAGUUCUUUUCUUAAUUCCAUAGAAGAACAAAUUACUAAAGAUCGUAGCCGAGAAAAACAAGAAAGAGAGCGUGAUAAAUCUUCAAAUGAUAUACUUGGUGCCAAAGAAUCAGAAAUCAUGGAGGAUUUAAUUGCCAUAAAACAAUUAACAAAUCCUGCAAAAUCAGAAAGAAAACGCAAUACAACAUGCUAA